Messenger RNA from Telopea speciosissima, 612 nucleotides. RefSeq lists its product as uncharacterized. Bases 68 to 514 code for a protein of 148 amino acids. The record is from RefSeq and is a predicted model, not a curated record. The transcript has a single exon. Lineage: Eukaryota; Viridiplantae; Streptophyta; Magnoliopsida; Proteales; Proteaceae.
AUCAUAUAACCAACUGUUCGACGAAAGGCCUCACUGAGAAAUAUGUUGUAAUUGCAGGCUGUUUUCCAUGGUGAAGUUAACAGAUACCCAGAAGUUCCUGAAGAAAAUAGGGCUGGGAAAGGAGGAUUACCACUUCUGGAAGCAGAUAGGCAAAGCCCUCCUCUCGACCUACGCACUGUUUGGUGUGGCUUGGUUGUAUAACGAGACAUCGCCACUGGGUUGGUGGACGCUCAAGCCUCGGCCAAAGGAAGAGAAAGAGAUGGCCAACCUCUACGAGCGUCGAAGGUUUCCAUAUCCCGGUGACGAAGAGGCUGUGGAGGAGUUCAUUAAGAGUGGGGGCACCAUGGGUACCACCAUCGGUCCCAAAGGAAUGAUCGAGUCUGACGCGGAAUCCGAUCAUUUCCAGAAGAAGUUACAGUCGAAGAAGUUCGAGCAAGAAUCUCAGAAGCUAUGGCUGAGGAUGAGGAACGAGGUCAUAUCGGAACUCCAAGAGAAAGGGUAUGACCUUGAGUGAUGAUGAUCGUCUCCGCCUUGCAAAUGCAUCAUAAUAAAGCUCGCUCUUCUCUUCCUAUUUUGGGUGUCCAAGUUUUCCGUUUGGCGCUAAUUUCACAC